UCUGCACUCGCCAGCUCUCAGGACACAUCAGCUGCGCCUAGCUGUAGGUGAGCUGUGACCCUCAGAUGUCACCUGCGGGAUCACCUGUCGAGAAACAGGCACUUUAAAAUCAUUUAAACCACCCUGGGGGCCUGCCUGGCCACUGAGAGGGCUGGGAGCUCCUCCACCGGGAGCUGCCGCCAUGGAGGAGGUGGAGUCGCGCUUCCUGCACCUCCUGCAGCCCAUCCGCGACCUCACCAAGAACUGGGAGGUGGAUGUGGCCGCCCAGCUCGGGGAGUACCUGGAGGAGCUGGAUCAAAUCUGCAUUUCCUUUGACAACGGCAAAACCACCAUGAACUUCAUAGAAGCGGCCCUGCUGAUCCAGGGCUCAGCCUGUAUCUACAGCCGGAAGGUGGAGUACCUCUACUUGCUGGUCUACCAGACGCUCGACUUCAUCUCCAACAAAAAGUAAGUGGAGCCCCCAGCCCGGCGCAGCAGCUUUGCCGGGGCUCA
This is a messenger RNA of Egretta garzetta (little egret), 492 nucleotides long. It is a transcript of the gene NCAPH2, whose product is annotated as non-SMC condensin II complex subunit H2. Gene Ontology annotation, cellular component: condensin complex; nucleus. The transcript is spliced from 3 exons. Lineage: Eukaryota; Metazoa; Chordata; Aves; Pelecaniformes; Ardeidae. Bases 182 to 451 code for a protein of 89 amino acids. Gene Ontology annotation, molecular function: chromatin binding. Gene Ontology annotation, biological process: meiotic chromosome condensation; mitotic sister chromatid separation. The record is from RefSeq and is a predicted model, not a curated record.